This is a messenger RNA of Cryptomeria japonica (Japanese cedar), 1785 nucleotides long. Its product is annotated as probable low-specificity L-threonine aldolase 2. Bases 344 to 1480 code for a protein of 378 amino acids. Lineage: Eukaryota; Viridiplantae; Streptophyta; Pinopsida; Cupressales; Cupressaceae. Gene Ontology annotation, biological process: L-threonine catabolic process; glycine biosynthetic process. Gene Ontology annotation, cellular component: cytosol. The transcript is spliced from 10 exons. Gene Ontology annotation, molecular function: L-allo-threonine aldolase activity. The record is from RefSeq and is a predicted model, not a curated record.
CCAGCUCUUCUCCACAUCAGAGAACCACUGGAGUGAAGGUUGAUUUCUAAUUUUUGUCACACCACAUUGGAUUCCACUCAAGCAAGCAGAGGUGGCAAACACACACUCUCAUAAAAUUCUUACCCUCCCCAAUGGAAAGUUUCCUCCCGUGCUUCGCCACCCACGUUCAUUACACGCCAUUUUAAUUGGAGUUUUCUUCACAAUUCUGUCGAAUUGUCAGUGGUUUGAAUCUUUAUCGCAGAUAUUUAUGCAGUAUGCAUUUGCAUGCGAGAAUACUUCUGGCUUGAAAUUCAAUUGCUGCUUGUACAUCUCACUUUUGAUUAUCUCUCUGCGCUACUGAGAAAUGAAUUCUGGGCAAUUGAGUGAAAAAAUGAUGGGUUUGGUUUUAGCAAAUGGGGAAAUGAAAAGGGUGGUGGAUGUUCGCUCUGACACAGUGACAAAGCCGACAGAUGCCAUGCGUGUAGCAAUGGCGCAGGCCCAGGUGGACGACGACGUCCUCUGUUCUGAUCCCACGGCUGCCACCUUGCAGCAGCAAAUGGCGAAAAUCAUGGGCAAAGAAGCUGCUCUGUUCGUGCCCUCUGGUACAAUGGGCAACUUAAUUAGCGUUCUUGUUCACUGCGAGGUACGGGGUAGUGAAGUGAUAGUUGGGUCAAAUAGCCACAUACAUGUUUAUGAAAAUGGUGGAAUUUCAACAAUUGGGCAUGUCUAUCCCCAUCUGGUUGAGAAUGAAACAGAUGGUACAAUGGACAUAAAAAAAGUCGAAGCUGCAAUCCGGCCUUCUGGUGGUGAUGACAUGUAUUAUGCUACAACUCGCCUCAUUUGCAUAGAAAACACACAUGCAAACAGUGGAGGUAGAUGUAUUACUGCAGAAUACACAGACAAGAUAGGAGAGUUAGCAAAACACCAUGGUUUGAAACUGCAUGUGGAUGGAGCCCGGAUAUUUAAUGCUUCCACAGCAUUGGGGGUACCUGUGGAUAGACUUGUUCAAGCUGCUGAUUCUGUUUCGGUUUGCUUGUCAAAGGGUUUGGGAGCUCCAGUUGGAACUGUCAUUGUGGGUUCACAUGAAUUUAUUGCAAAGGCAAAGAAGCUUAGGAAGACCUUAGGUGGAGGCAUGAGACAGGUUGGAGUAUUAUGUGCUGCAGGACUCAUUGCAUUGAAUGAUAUGGUUGGUCGGCUAAGAGAGGAUCACAAAAAUUGUAGAAUUUUAGCUGAAAGUUUAAAUGCCAUUGAUGGUUUCCAUGUAAGAUUGGAUGCAGUUGAGACAAAUAUUGUUUUUGUCGAUCUUUCAGUAGAUUCAGCCUUUGGGGCAGAAGAGCUUUGUGAAGCCAUGAAGGAGAAAGGCAUUCUUUUUAUGCCAGUGGGUCAUAUGAGAUUCAGACUUGUCACACAUCACCAGAUCUCAGAGGAUGAUGUUCGAUAUGCAAUAGCAUGUUUUCGGGAUAUUUCUGUACGCUUACAAACAAGACGCAAGAUUACAUGACAAAUUCAUGGGACCAUGAGUAUUUUGUGAUGGCAUGUAGCAAAACUUGUUUUUAGACAAAACUUGUUUUUAGACAAAACAUGGAGUUAACGCAAAAUUACAUGACAAAUUCAUGGCACCAUGAGUACCUUUGUCAUAGCCUGUAGAAAACAUUGUUGUUAGACAUAAAACAUGGAGUUGCAUACUUUCAAUGUGAUUGGUUCCCUAUAAAUAAAAAUUAUGGUGCUUAAGUGUCUGAUGAAAGUCUUAAGCUAUUUUACUGAAAUGCAUUUUUGGAAAAAUCUUUAUAUGUGAAAUCCGUUUUA